Messenger RNA from Spinacia oleracea (spinach), 4082 nucleotides. RefSeq names its product DExH-box ATP-dependent RNA helicase DExH1. Gene Ontology annotation, cellular component: intracellular anatomical structure; nucleus. The transcript is spliced from 16 exons. Gene Ontology annotation, molecular function: RNA binding; helicase activity; ATP binding. Lineage: Eukaryota; Viridiplantae; Streptophyta; Magnoliopsida; Caryophyllales; Amaranthaceae. Bases 501 to 3635 code for a protein of 1044 amino acids. The record is from RefSeq and is a predicted model, not a curated record.
UUUUGAGCUCAAAGUUUAUGAUUUCAACUUACCUUAAACCCCAAAUUGAUACACAACUUACCAGGAACCACAAUCUAACACAGGAGAAAAUUAAAACAUCCUUUUAUUUUUUUUAUUUUUAUUUUUAUUUUAAGGAAACCCAUCAAAGGGAAAAAUAUGGAAGUGAGCUAAAUUAUGAGCGACUUUAUUCCCAAUACGUUUGGCGAUAUCUUACUUCGUAAUACAUGUCAAUAUUAUUGCAUCCAUAACCUACGAACAAAAGAUUGAAAAAUGGAAAAUCAAUUCAAAAAAAAAUACGCCACAUUUCUAUUUAGAUACCAGUGUUGAGUGAUGACUAGGUUACUUUCUAGAUUUAGCAAGGAAAUAAUUUCCCAUUUUCCCCAUUUUUGUUUUGGCCCUUUUCCAACGAAUUACUGUGACGCCCACUAAAAAAACUGAAUUGGUAUGAUGGGCUACGGAGAGUGGAGAGCAUCACUCCGGAGGCAACAGCUGAAUUAGUAAUGUCUAUGCGCUGCUUCCCAUUCCCAACUACAAGUGUUCCAACCACUUUCUCUCUCCUCAAACACUUCACUUCUUCAUUCCCCUUCCCCAUUUCCAAACCUCCUCUUCUCCAUCUCUCUCCUCGCCUCUUUCUCUCAUCCAUGUCUUCCCGCCCUAAUUACCAAGGCGGCCGUCGCGGCGGUGGUGGAGGAGGUGGACGUAAUCGCGGAGGUGGAAAUCGUGGCGGAGGUAGCGGCGGAAGAGGUGGACGUGGAGGCGGUGGCGGAGGUGGAGAGCAGCGCUGGUGGGACCCGGUGUGGCGAGCUCAGCGCCUCGCGCAGAAAGCAGCAGAGUACGAAGUGUUGGAUGAGAACGAGUGGUGGAAUAAAAUGGAGGGAUUUUAUAAAGGAGGGGAUCAGGAGUUGAUAAUCAAGCAUCUUUUUAGGCGGGAAGAUCAACAAAUUCUCUUCGACAUGGCCCAACAGCUUGGGCUUCACUUCCAUGCAUAUAACAAAGGAAAGACACUUGUUGCAAGCAAAGUCCCCUUACCAAAUUAUCGUGCAGAUCUAGAUGAACGUCAUGGAUCCACACAGAAGGAGAUACGGAUGUCUACAGACAUUGAGAGACGGGUUGGUUCAUUGUUGGAUACCUCUAAGGGCACAAGUUCUACUGAAAAUUCAAUUGGUGAAUCGUCCCAAAGUUCAAAGAAUUCAUCGUCAACAAUAAGCUCUGUGAAGCCAGUCCCUAUUUUAGAGAGUCAUGUUGCAAAAGAGAAAAUUAGUGCUGAACUCAAGCAUCAGGAGGAGAAGUUGAAGGCAAGUGCAAGUGUGCAAGCCAUGCAGUCAUUCAGAGCAAAGCUCCCUGCUUUUAAUGUGAGAUCUAAAUUCCUAGAAGCCGUUGCUAAGAAUCAGGUCCUUGUCGUGUCAGGGGAGACUGGUUGUGGUAAAACAACCCAGCUCCCACAAUUCAUUUUGGAAGAGGAGAUUUCAUUGCUGCGUGGUGCUGACUGCAGCAUAAUAUGUACCCAACCACGUCGUAUAUCAGCUAUAUCUGUUGCUGCUCGAAUAUCAUCUGAAAGAGGAGAAAAUCUUGGUGAAACUGUUGGCUAUCAAAUACGCCUGGAGACAAAACGUUCUGCACGGACACGGCUACUGUUCUGCACGACAGGAGUUUUACUUAGACGAUUGGUUCAGGAUCCAAAUUUAACUGGUGUAAGCCAUCUACUAGUGGACGAAAUUCAUGAAAGAGGAAUGUAUGAGGACUUCCUUCUUAUUAUACUAAAGGAUCUUCUUCCUCGUCGUCCAGAUUUACGACUUAUUCUUAUGAGUGCUACUAUUAACGCUGAGUUGUUUUCCCAAUAUUUUGGGAAUGCCCCCUCUAUUCACAUUCCGGGGUUGACUUUUCCAGUUGCAGAGUUCUUUUUGGAAGAUGUGUUGGAGAAAACCCGAUAUAGUAUCAAACAAGAGUCUGAUAGUUUCCAGGGUAGUUCAAGGCGGCGAGUUAAACAAUUGGAUUCUAAAAAGGAUCCUGUAACUGAAUUAUUUGAGGAUGUCGACAUCGAUUCACAUUACAGGAGCUACACCAUCAAUACUAGAAAAUCUCUUGAAGCCUGGUCUUCUUUACAGCUUGAUCUGAGUCUUGUGCAAUCAACAAUCGAACACAUAUGUCGGCAUGAGGGUGAAGGGGCAAUUCUUGUAUUUCUCACUGGCUGGGAUGAAAUUUCUAAGUUACUCGACAGCAUUAAGGCGAACCAUUUUCUUGGAGACACAAGAAAGUUUCUUGUGCUCCCUUUGCAUGGUUCAAUGCCAACUGUCAAUCAACGUGAAAUUUUUGAUAAACCACCUGCAAGUACAAGGAAAAUUGUUCUAGCAACAAAUAUUGCAGAGAGUAGUAUUACUAUUGAUGAUGUAGUCUAUGUCAUUGACUGUGGAAAGGCAAAGGAGACUAGCUAUGAUGCUUUGAACAAGCUAGCUUGUUUGUUACCAUCAUGGAUCUCAAAAGCGUCAGCACAUCAGAGACGAGGUCGUGCUGGUAGAGUGCAGCCUGGAGUUUGUUAUAGGCUAUAUCCAAAACUGGUUUAUGAUGCAAUGCUUCAGUAUCAGUUACCAGAAAUUCUUCGGACACCUUUGCAAGAACUUUGUUUAAACAUAAAGAGUUUGCAACUUGGAACUGUUGGGUCAUUCUUAGCAAAAGCACUUCAGCCUCCGGAUUCUCUCUCUGUCCAAAAUGCUAUUGAACUUCUGAAGACAAUUGGGGCUUUAGAUGAAAGGGAAGACCUUACUCCUCUUGGUCGACAUCUCUGCACUCUGCCUUUGGAACCAAAUAUUGGGAAGAUGUUGCUCAUGGGGUCGGUUUUUCAAUGCCUGAAUCCAGCAUUGACAAUUGCAGCUGCUCUUGCUUAUCGUAAUCCAUUUGUUUUGCCAAUCAAUCGGAAGGAGGAAGCUGAUGCUGCAAAGAAAUCUUUUGCUGGCGAUUCUUGCAGUGACCAUAUAGCACUUUUAAAAGCAUUUGAAGGGUGGAAAGAAGCAAAAUCCAGUAGGACAGAAAAGUCAUUUUGUUGGGAGAAUUUCUUGUCACCUGUAACUAUGCAAAUGAUGGAUGAUAUGCGGAAACAAUUUGUAGAUCUACUCUCAGAUAUAGGCUUCGUGGACAAGUCAAAGGGUCCUAAUGCUUAUAACCAAUACAGCCAUGAUAUGGAGAUGGUUUGUGCGAUCCUUUGUGCUGGGCUUUAUCCCAAUGUUGUUCAAUGUAAAAGAAGAGGAAAACGAACAGCAUUUUACACUAAAGAAGUUGGGCAAGUUGACAUUCAUCCUGCUUCGGUAAAUGCUGGGGUUCAUCUUUUUCCAUUGCCGUAUAUGGUUUAUAGUGAGAAGGUGAAGACAACUAGCAUAUACAUUCGUGAUUCAACCAAUAUAUCCGAUUAUGCUCUUCUUCUGUUCGGUGGUAGUCUUCUUCCUAGUAAAUCUGGAGAAGGCAUUGAAAUGCUUGGAGGUUACCUUCACUUUUCGGCUUCAAAAAGUGUGUUGGAAUUGAUGAAGAAAUUGCGACUGGAGCUUGAUAAACUUUUGAGCAGGAAGAUUGAAGAACCAAGGCUAGACAUCACUGCCGAGGGGAAGAGUGUGGUUGCUGCUGUAGUUGAGUUGUUACACAGUUAAAACUUGAGAUACUAGAUCUUUAUUUCAGACUUGUGUAAUUCAAAGAUCGACGGUGACUCUGAACAGCUCUACAGGUAUAAGGAACAGACUUUCUUCUCCACAAUUAUUCAGUGACCAUAUAGAAUAGAAACAGAUAAUUAACUUUUGUCCAUAAACAACACUUUGUAUACUAGAUUUUGUGUGGUUAUAUAAUUCACCAGUUCUCCGCUAGCUGUUAGAUUGGACGGAGAGACAAUUGGCAUGCCUGGUCAAAAAUCAAAAUCUUAUAGAAUAACCAUAUGGAGGAAUAAGUAGUUGGUGAGCUCAAUUUUGUUUUUCUUCUUUAAUUAGCCAGAGUUCUUUCCUCCUCUUUGGUGAGCAAGAAGUUAUUGUAAAAUUGUAAUAACUAUAUUGUAGAGUCGUAGACAAAUAGUUGCUACUUUUCCUUAACUAGAUUCUUGUUUCUUA